This is a messenger RNA of Mixia osmundae IAM 14324, 1740 nucleotides long. RefSeq lists its product as uncharacterized. Gene Ontology annotation, molecular function: GMP synthase (glutamine-hydrolyzing) activity; ATP binding; GMP synthase activity. The transcript is spliced from 7 exons. The coding region runs from base 49 to 1683 and encodes 544 amino acids. The record is from RefSeq and is a predicted model, not a curated record. NCBI's taxonomy places the organism in Eukaryota, Fungi, Basidiomycota, Mixiomycetes, Mixiales, Mixiaceae. Gene Ontology annotation, cellular component: cytosol. Gene Ontology annotation, biological process: GMP biosynthetic process.
ACUGCUCAAGCUCGAGCGCUUGCUCUCUGCCGCCGAGUCACCCGCAAGAUGGCGACGACGGGCCAUAUCGCAGAUGCGUAUGACACGAUCCUGGUGCUCGAUUUUGGAUCACAGUACUCGCAUCUCAUCGUCCGGCGCCUUCGCGAGCUCGGCAUCUACGGCGAGAUGCUGCCAUGCACACAAAAACUAUCAGAGCUCCCCUGGAAACCCAAAGGCAUCAUCCUAUCUGGUUCGCCCUACUCGGUCUACGACCACGACGCGCCACGUGUCGACCCAGAAGUCUACACGUGUGGUCUGCCCGUACUGGGCGUUUGCUACGGCUUGCAAGAGACGGCGCAUCAUUUUGGAGCGAGGGUGGAGUCGUGUGAACACCGCGAAUACGGCGAAGCGAUUAUUAGCAUCAUCAAGCACGGCAACGAUGGAAUCUCUCAUGUCGAUAAGCUCUUCGAGGGGAUCAGUGGCGAGAUGCCCGUCUGGAUGUCACAUUCUGAUAGACUGCAGAACAAGCCAGAUGAUUUCGUUGUGGUCGCCACAACGCCAAAUGCUCCCUUUGCUGCGCUCGUGCACGAGACCAAACCCAUCUAUGGCAUACAAUUUCAUCCGGAAGUGACUCAUUCGCCUCGAGGCAAAGAAGUCAUCGCCAGGUUUGCCGAGCUCAUCUGCGGCUGUGAGGCUUCGUGGAAGAUGGAGACUUUCAUCGACAAGGAGAUUGCAAGGAUACGAGAGCUCGUGGGUCCCAAAGGCCAAGUGAUCGGUGCAGUCUCUGGUGGCGUCGAUUCUUCUGUUGCUGCAAAGCUGAUGCACGAAGCCAUUGGCGAUCGGUUUCAUGCAAUCAUGGUGGACAAUGGCGUACUACGAAUGAACGAAGCCGCACAAGUCCACAAGAUGCUCAACGAAGAUCUUGGCGUCAACUUGACGGUAGUAGAUGCGAGCGAUCUCUUCCUCACCAAGCUCAAAGGCGUCACCGACCCUGAGAAGAAACGCAAAGUCAUCGGCAAUACGUUCAUCGAGGUCUUUGAAGCGAAAGCAGCAGAGAUUGAAGCGGAAGCGGAGAAGGAGCUAGCGGUGCAAGGAGGCGAGGCGAAGGGCAAGAUAGAAUGGUUGCUGCAAGGGACAUUAUACCCCGAUGUGAUUGAAUCGAUCAGUUUCAAGGGUCCCAGUGCAACGAUCAAGACGCAUCACAACGUUGGCGGCUUACUGGCGAACAUGAAGUUGAAGUUGAUCGAGCCCCUCCGCGAGCUCUUCAAAGACGAGGUGCGAUCGCUUGGCAGACUGCUUGAUAUCCCUGCCCAUCUCGUCGGGCGACAUCCCUUUCCAGGCCCCGGUCUAGCUAUCCGCAUCCUUGGCGAAGUGACGAGAGAACAAGUCAAGAUUGCUCAGCACGCCGAUUCGAUCUACAUUGAAGAGAUCCGCAGAGCAGGACUCUACGACAAGAUCUCUCAGGCAUUCGCUGCACUGUUGCCUGUCCAAGCUGUAGGAGUCCAGGGCGAUAGGCGUACAUACGAUCAGGUCAUCGUGCUCAGAGCGGUAGAGUCGCAAGAUUUCAUGACGGCAGAUUGGUUCCCUUUUCCUGCAGACGUCUUGCGGAAGAUCUCAUCCAGAAUCACCAACGAGGUCGCCGGCGUCAACAGGGUGACGUACGAUAUCACUUCCAAGCCUCCUGGAACAAUAGAAUGGCUUUAGAAUCGCAACAACAGCGUGUACAAAUAGGCGGGCAUGCAAGCAGUCAUUCUUUCCAAU